This is a messenger RNA of Sporisorium graminicola, 612 nucleotides long. RefSeq lists its product as uncharacterized. The transcript has a single exon. The record is from RefSeq and is a predicted model, not a curated record. The coding region runs from base 1 to 612 and encodes 203 amino acids. NCBI's taxonomy places the organism in Eukaryota, Fungi, Basidiomycota, Ustilaginomycetes, Ustilaginales, Ustilaginaceae.
AUGGAACCCGCACUCCCACUCCCGUUGCGUCUGGACCUCUCGUUCGCACCAGCCGAGCCCAUCGAGCACACCACUGUGUCCGAUUCCAUUUCGCUCUUCCUCUCGUCGUACGCUGCUCGCACAGGAACGUCGAAUGCUGCCUCUGAAGACCCUGUGGCGGGAACGGGGACGGGGGCGAGUACGGGUGGUAUAGUGGCCGCGCAGCUGACAAGACUCAUGAACGGCCUCAGCGGCAAGAUCGACUACGACGCGUUUACCACUCUGAUUUCGAACCUUGGGCGGCCUGCCGGCGCAGGAGCAGCAGCGGACGAGGCGGUGGAGGAUGCGGAAAUGGAGAUGGAGGUGCAAUCGGAAGCGGAAGAAGCCACGCCUGCCCAGGUGCUCGAGACCGAGAGCAAGCAGGAAGUCGGUGAUGGCGAGGGCACUCAAAGCUUCUCCAAGUCGCACGAAUUGCAGGAGGGCGCUACGCCUACGUUGGACUCCAGCUUGCUGACCCACUCCCCGCUCGACGACCAAGGCGCUAGUCCCAGCAAGAAGAGCAAGAAAGACAAGAAGGACAAAAAGGACAAAAAGGACAAGAAGGAUAAAAAGGCGUCGAAGCCAGACAAGUAG